CAGUUUUUUUUAUUUAUUUUUAAGUCGACUACGUUGCCAUAUCAAGAGAUAAAAGCAUAAGUUAUCGAUUGUCAUCAGAAGAAAAGUCCGUCGCUAAUGUUCCGAUUGUUACCGCGUUUUCGAACACUAUCUAUAAUGUCUGGAGGUACCCCACCAAAACGCUCUCCCCUUUGGAUCGGCACCCACAGCGGGACUUUUCACUGCGAUGAGGUGGUCGCAUGUUUUAUGCUCAAGCAAUUGGAGGAGUAUGAAAACGCAGAGAUAUUCCGCAGUCGGGACGACAAAGCAUUGCAGGAAAAGUGCGACAUAAUAGUGGACGUUGGCGGCGUUUAUGAUCAUGCCAAGAAGUUGUACGAUCACCACCAACGAACUUUCAAGGAAACUUUUAGUUCACUUCGCCCAGAAGUAAGCGAAGACUUCAACGUUAUCAGGCUAAGCAGUGCUGGACUGGUUUACAGUCACUAUGGGGAGCGUGUCAUCCAGAGCAUUUUGCAGCGCGAAAAGGGAAUUAAACUCUCACCGGAGAAUCUGCAACUGGCCUUCAUUCAGAUUUAUAGGAACUUUAUCAGCGAACUGGACGCAAUUGAUAAUGGAGUAUCCAUGUUCGAGGGCGCCGAGCCUAUAUACAAGAUUUCCACCCAUCUAUCCGCGCGCAUUGGCAAGCUAAAUCCCUCCUGGCAGGAAACUGGCGUGGACAUCGAAGACCGAUUCAGACAGGCAAUGGAUACUGCCGGUCGUGAGUUGGUGGACAACGUUGUGGAGGUGUGCUGCUCCUGGAUUGCAGCCCGUGAUCACGUACGAGAGGCGCUGAACAAUGCCAAAAGCGUCCAUCCAACCGGCGAGAUUCUUGUGCUAAAGAAUUUCUGCCCCUGGAAGUCUCAUCUGGCAGAUCUGGAAAAAGAGUACAAAGUGGAGGGUGUGCCCAAGCUGAUCGUCUUCAACGACGGCAGCAGUUGGCGAGUGGCCGGAGUUCCAGUGACGCCUGGCAGCUUUCAGGGUCGCAAAUUCCUGCCUACCCCUUGGCGGGGAUUGAGGGACGAUGAACUAAGCCAAAAGGCGGGCAUCAAAGAUCUCAUAUUUGUCCAUCACAGCGGCUUCAUUGGCGGGGCAAAGACCGAGGAUGCUGCCAUGUUGUUGGCCAAGAAGUCCGUCGAGUGGACAGAAGAGCAAUAAUUUAAUACAACUUAAUGUGAAAUAACAAUUUUAAAAUAGAA
Molecule: messenger RNA, 1214 nt
Organism: Drosophila yakuba
Lineage: Eukaryota; Metazoa; Arthropoda; Insecta; Diptera; Drosophilidae
Product: MYG1 protein C27H6.8
Exons: 3
Coding region: 97-1173 (358 amino acids)
Cellular component (GO): nucleus; cytoplasm
Source: RefSeq, a predicted model, not a curated record